UGGCGGUCCAGUCAGAUCGCGCGCGCGGUGCCAUUGCGGUGCUCCCCUUGCUGAAAGACUUGAUCCAAGACUCGCCAUGGGCAAAGAUUCGACUGGGUGCUUUGGCUGCUUCCGCUUCCUCCUCCCGAGCAACGCUCCGGAAGUGGCUCCGGACAUGUCCCCGGGGAGCUGGGGCCCGCCUGCCGAGGUGGACCUGGUGCCCUCCAUGGCUCGGCCCCGGGUGGGCAGCUGGGCCUCCCCGGUGCCCUCCAUGCCGGCGCCGUGGGGCACCUGGAGCACGCCCCAGGAUGACAGGCACACGGUACUGACGGUGUCGGGCUUGGACGAGCCCGUGAAGGUGACGAAGACCCCCACGAGCAAGAACAUGGCCACCGCACAGCCAGGCAGGCUGAAGGAGAUUGGGUGGUACAACAGGGACGGCUUCAAGUCACCCACGCAGGGCUUCCUGGUGGAGCAGCUCCUGGCGUCCCCGGGCAGUUUGCCCCAGGGGCUGAGCCCCGCGGAGUGCAAGCUGCAGAACGAGAAGCGCGUGGACCAGGUGCUAAAGACGUUGGACACUAUCCCCAACGCCACCACCACCGAGCGCCUCGCCAAGGUGCCUAGGAGACUGCUGACACAGAGAGGAGAUACGGGUCAGCGCCUUCGCAGAGGCAUCCUGAAGGGUGCCACCAUCGUGUUCAUCACCACGGGCUACGAGGGCAAGCGCUUCAUCUACGAGCGUGCACACGCGCUGGGGGUGAGGUCAGUGCUGAUCGACAGCCCAACGAGCUGGAGCAAGCGCCUGGUGGAUGAGGGGGUAGCGGUGAAGUUCAUCCCCAUCGACAUGGACCAAACCUCCCGGGAGGUUGUCAAGUCUUGCCUGGCGGCGAUCGAGGCGUGCGAGCGCGACCCCGCCGUGGGCAAGGUGGACGGGGUCUGCACCUUUGCGGAGCUGUCGGUGCCUCUGACCGCGCGCCUCGCGGAGCUCCUGGGGCUGCCGGGGCCCACGCCCGAGGCCACGGACCAGGCUCGUGACAAGUACGCCACCCGUGGGGCGCUGACGCGGUAUGGGCUUCCCACGCCUCCGAACUGCGAGAUCACCUGCGAGG
Molecule: messenger RNA, 1088 nt
Organism: Effrenium voratum
Lineage: Eukaryota; Dinophyceae; Suessiales; Symbiodiniaceae
Source: the annotation of a GenBank genome assembly